AGAAGUGGCUAGUCUAAUAUUAAGGCAAACCCUUGAAAAACGUGAGCUUGGCGUUUUCCCCUCAAUUCCAUUGUGUAUGCAGGUGACACCGAGGAAGCAUGACACUAUGACUGUGUUUGGACUUUAUAGUAGCCUUCUUCAUUUCAGUAGGUGAUCAUUAGAUGUAAUAAUCGCCGUAGUCGUGUUGGACUGUCAGUUGACAAUCCGAAAAAAGACCGCAGGAGACAGUCAUGGAUCAGAGAGUUGAUAGAAUGAUCAGCUAGCGUUUUAUGUGCCCAUUCUAAUAUAGAGAAACAGAAGAAAGCGCACCUGGAGCGACUCGGGCAGAAUGGAUUUCAGCACCAUUCGGAACCUCAUCACAAGAUACUGUACAGGAGAGGAGAGCUGGGUGGACAGCAGGACAGUGUAUAUUGGACAUAAAGAACCUCCUCCAGGAACAGAAGCGUACAUUCCACAGAGAUUUCCUGACAACAGAAUCGUCUCCUCAAAGUAUACUUUUUGGAAUUUUAUACCAAAGAAUCUGUUUGAGCAGUUCAGAAGAAUUGCCAAUUUCUAUUUCCUGAUCAUCUUUCUAGUGCAGCUGAUCAUUGACACCCCCACCAGUCCUACGACCAGCGGUCUGCCACUUUUCUUUGUCAUCACUGUCACGGCCAUUAAACAGGGCUAUGAGGACUGGAUCAGGCACAAAGCAGACAACGCUAUAAACCAAUGUCCUGUCCACGUCGUCCAACAUGGCAAAGUCGUACGAGAACAGAGUCAAAAGCUACGGGUGGGUGAUAUUGUCCAGGUAAAAGAGGAUGAGACAUUUCCGUGUGACCUCAUACUGCUCUCCUCCAGUCGAGAAGACGGAACAUGUUUCGUCACUACAGCCAGCUUAGACGGAGAGUCCAGCCAUAAGACCUAUUAUGCAGUUCAAGACACAAAGGCAUUCAACACAGCAGAGGAGGUGGACACACUACAUGCUACCAUAGAAUGUGAACAACCCCAACCAGACCUGUACAAAUUUGUUGGACGCAUCAAUAUUUAUUUGGAACGAGAGGAGCCCAUCGCAAGACCCCUGGGAUCUGAGAACUUGCUGCUCCGAGGGGCCACACUGAAAAACACCGAAUGCAUAUUUGCUGUGGCCAUCUACACGGGCAUGGAAACCAAAAUGGCCCUUAACUACCAGUCCAAGUCUCAAAAGCGCUCAGCCGUUGAAAAAUCUAUGAAUGCCUACCUGAUUGUGUACCUCUGCAUUCUGAUCAGUAAAGCUCUGAUUAAUACUGUACUGAAGUACGUCUGGCAGGCUGACCCGAACAGAGACGAGCCCUGGUACAACCAGAAAACAGAUACAGAGAGACAACGGCAUGUAUUAAUCCGAGCGUUCACUGAUUUCCUGGCCUUCAUGGUUUUAUUCAACUACAUCAUUCCUGUGUCAAUGUAUGUAACUGUGGAGAUGCAGAAGUUUCUGGGCUCAUACUUUAUUCUGUGGGACGAUGACAUGUUUGACGAGGAGCUCGGAGAGAGGCCGCUCGUCAAUACAUCAGACCUUAAUGAGGAACUGGGACAGGUGGAGUAUGUCUUCACAGACAAGACAGGCACUUUGACUGAAAAUGACAUGGAGUUGAGAGAAUGUUGUGUGGAUGGGCAUGUUUAUGUGCCACAUGCCAUCUGUAAUGGGCAGAUCUUACCUGGAGCUGCUGCCAUGGACAUGAUUGACUCUUCUCCAGGCGUAGAUGGAAAGGAGCGCGAGGAGCUGUUUUUCCGUGCGUUGUGUCUGUGUCACACAGUUCAGGUGAAGGAAGAGGAGACGGUGGAUGGCAUUAAGAGAGGAAUCCAUCAAGGCAAAUCCACCUUCUACAUCUCCUCUUCUCCAGACGAGGUGGCACUGGUGGAGGGCAUGAAGAGGUUGGGCUUCACCUAUCUGCGUCUGAAGGACAGUCACAUGGAGAUCCUAAACCGAGACGAUGAGACGGAGAGAUUUGAAUUGUUGGAGGUGUUGAAUUUUGAUUCUGUGAGGAGGAGAAUGAGUGUAAUCGUAAGAUCAAACACAGGAGAGUACUACUUAUUCUGUAAAGGCGCAGAUUCCUCGAUUUUCCCACGAGUGGUUUCUGGGAAGGUGGAGCAGGUCAGAGCGCGAGUAGAGCUCAACGCUGUGGAGGGUUUACGGACUCUUUGUGUGGCUUAUAAGAAGCUGACUCAUGAAGAGUAUGAGAAGGUGUGCCAUCUCCUCAACAGCGCCAAACUGGCUUUGCAUGAACGUGACAGGAAACUGGCUGAAGCUUAUGAUAUCAUCGAGAAGGAUUUCAUCCUGCUGGGAGCCACGGCUGUGGAAGACAGGCUUCAGGAUAAAGCAGCAGACACGAUUGAGUCCCUGCACAAGGCUGGUAUGAAGGUAUGGGUCCUCACAGGGGACAAAAUGGAGACUGCAGCAGCCACAUGCUAUGCCAGCAAGCUGUUCCAUCGUAAUACACAGAUCCUGGAACUAACAACCAAAAGGACAGAAGAGCAGAGUCUCCACGACGUUCUGUUUGAUCUGAGCAGGACCGUCCUGAGACAACAUGGCAGCAUGAGCAGGGACACUUUCUCAGGACUCUCGGGUGAUUGCCAGGAUUACGGUCUGAUAAUCGAUGGGGCGACACUGUCAGCUGUACUGAAGCCAACACAGGAAGGUUCCAGCAGUGGAGGAAACUAUAAGGAGAUUUUCCUGGAAAUCUGCAGAAACUGCAGCGCAGUCCUUUGCUGUCGUAUGGCACCCUUACAAAAAGCACAGAUUGUUAAAAUGAUAAAAGCAUCAAAAGAACACCCAAUCACGCUGGCCAUUGGAGACGGUGCCAAUGAUGUCAGCAUGAUCCUUGAAGCUCACGUGGGCAUAGGGAUCAUGGGUAAAGAGGGGCGUCAGGCGGCCCGUAACAGUGACUAUGCAAUUACUAAGUUCAAACACCUGAAGAAGAUGCUGCUGGUUCACGGGCACUACUAUUACAUAAGAAUCGCUGAGCUGGUCCAGUACUUCUUCUAUAAGAAUGUGUGCUUUAUCUUCCCUCAGUUUCUCUAUCAGUUCUUCUGUGGCUACUCUCAGCAGCCACUGUAUGACACGGCAUAUCUGACCUUGUACAAUAUCAGCUUCACGUCAUUACCCAUCCUCCUGUACAGCUUGAUGGAGCAGCACAUUAACAUGGAUAUCCUCAAACGGGACCCUUUUCUCUACAGAGAUAUUGCGAAGAACUCCCUCCUAAGAUGGCGUAUCUUCAUCUACUGGACAUUUCUUGGGGUUUUUGAUGCAAUGGUCUUCUUCUUUGGUGCUUUCUUCCUUUUCGACAACACGACCUUCACCAGCAAUGGACAGAUGUUUGGAAAUUGGACUUUCGGAACACUCGUUUUCACUAUCUUGGUGUUCACGGUCACGUUAAAGCUGGCCCUGGACACACAUUACUGGACGUGGAUCAACCACUUUGUAAUAUGGGGGUCUCUGCUUUUCUAUGUGAUCUUCUCUCUGCUGUGGGGAGGCAUCAUUUGGCCUUUCCUGAACUAUCAAAGGAUGUACUAUGUGUUCAUGCAGAUGUUGUCCAGUGGUCCCGCAUGGCUCAGUAUAAUCCUGCUGAUAAUAGUCAGUCUUUUGCCUGAUGUGUUGAAGAAAGUGUUAUGUAGAGCUCUAUGGCCAACAACCACAGAGAGAAUACAGAAUGCCGAUAGACUAUAUAAGGGCCACCUGUCAGAGUUCAGCCCCCUGUCCUCCCUCCACGCUCCACCUGCACGGAAACACGACAGACAUGGCAACGAGAGCCAGAACCACGUCCACCGCAGGUCUGAAUUCUCCCCUUCCAAAAAACUGAUGUGUACCUACUGGGGUGGCAGGCCUGACUACUGCACCUUCAACUCCUUUCUCCGAAUUGAGGAAAACCCAAGAAUUUCCAGGGCAGCUUACGCUAACAGUGCACCAGGGCCUGAGACCUCUGUUUGAUGUAAAAUUGUAAUCUGGCUUAGUCUAUACUAGAUUUCUGAUUUUGGCCCAGAUUAUCCCAAAUUCAAGAUUUGGAUUACAUCUAGACCCAUCUUGACUUCUAAUCCAUGACUUUAUCUUAAACAAAAGCACUGAAAUGCACACUUAUGGUGUCUAUUUACUGUACACACGGGUGAUAGUGAUGCUGUGUGUUAAUUUGUGGGAUAGAGGAGGGCCAGACUGAAUUGCCUACACCAACUGCAUGUGUGGCAUACUGUGCUAAGCAGCCUUGGGAUCUAUUUACCUUGUUUUCUUUAUGUAGAGUGUGUGGAUAUUUAAACGUGAGAGCGUGUUCCCUUUACACUGUGGUUUGUGCGUGUUUACGUGUUAGUUCGCUCACUCCCUCUUGUAAUCCUUCAUGUGAAAAAUUACUUGAAACAACUACACUGGACAGUAGUAGCACAAUCCUUCCCUUGUCAAGCACUGAUACAAUAUAUCUGAAUUUCAACAUGUGGAUGACAGUUAAAAUGGCCUUGGUUGCUCUUAAAACUGACUGUCCUGUUUUUUCUUUUCUCUUUUUUUCUCUCGUUUCCCUUCCCUUUUUUCCUGUGCUCCUUCUCUUUUCUCGUCCUACCUUUUUUUUUAUAGAACUAACUGGUGUUGCUUUUGUGCAAACCUGUUAUCGAGGAACACUCCAUAGGCUGCAAUUAUCUUUGUCCGAUUGCAUUGUAAGUGGCUAAAUUUGGCCAGUUCUGUUGCUGCACUAUACUAGAGCGAUAUAGGUGUGUGUACCAUGGGUGUUUGCAUAGGCAUUUGUUAGAACCACAAGAAGACAUGUUGUAAAUGGACUGUCAUUAUAUUCCACUCUUUAACUUUAAGAAUGGUGGAAAUUACACAUUGUAACAUUACUCACAUUCAGAAGUUCUAAAACCAUUAACGAAGGCCACAUCCACACUAAUGUUUUCAUUCUUAAAAAAGCAUUGAUUUUGCCACAUUUACGCUCUCGUCCACAAUAGAAUGCAGUUUUCCUCCUCCGAAAAUGGAGCGUUUCGAAAACACUCUCCAUUACUGUAUACUAUGGAAAACGCUGAAACCAGGAAAUCUAAAAAUGAAAACAGAUUAGUUUGGAUGUUGCCUAUGGGGCCAUUCAGACUGAUCGUGUUUUUGUGUUAAAAAAAAAGCUAAAACGUAAAAAAACGGCAAAAUACUUGAAAAACAUUGAGACAUGGCGAAACGGCCAAAAAUGUCCAUCUAGCACAUUUACUUGGAAAAACAGCAUAUAAGAAUGCAAAAACGUGCUCCGUGUGAAUGGCCCCUUGUUAAAGUUGAUGGCAACCAGUUACUCUGUCUUAGCUGCUUGACGAUUUGCUUUAAAAUUCUACAACCCCCUAAUCAGAUAUUCCUUUAGUCUAGUUUUCUAGUAUAGUAUCAGAGAUAUAAUGCUAAAGGCUACGUUAGCAGAUCUAGGGACCUUAGCACAACUGUUCUGCCUUAAUACAAUGUUUCCCAUCUUGUGCACCGCAGUUUUGGAACCAAAGGUUGUAAACAAAGUGAAAUACUGAGUAUAUUAAUGUGUUAGUUGCCGAAUGGUGAAAGAAAAUUGGAGGGAAAGUAUUUGACGGCAUAAGAAGAAUCCCACCAUAUUGCCUUAAGUUGACGUUGCACCAGCUGAGGAUGUAGACAGAUAAAAGUAGUACUCGACAUCUUCCAGUGCAAGCAAAACAGCCCAGGGCUCCUUAAAAAACAUUGUACAGCUUGCAUAUUAGCUGGCAAAGAUGUCAAAAAGUGACAUAUGAAAUUUCCAUCGGUCCAAAUGUCUACAGCUCACAAAAGUGCAGAUGAACUACUGUGUCUGUGUAUUUUCAUGAUUGUACUGUAACAUCCUAUUUGGCUGUCCCCAAAGUGUUUUGUCUGUAAUUCUUGGAGCCCUGUGCUGCGUUGCUUGCAUCAUUUCUUUGUUGCACAUUACUAUUUCAUCAUCAUCUGAUUUAAGUCAGAUGUAAUUAGACCGUGCUACUUUUCACAUACAAGUCAUUAAACUUACAGCCUAAGCAAGGUCAGCAUCACAGAUGACCUCUCUUCACUGUCAUGUGCACUUUGUAUGGAGAAAUGCCUCCUUUCUAGUUGCAUAGAAAAUUUUCUUUUUAAAAUGUAUCCAGAAAACAUGCCUCAUGAUUUAUGAUUUACCUGUUUAAUAAGAUAACAUUCUCAUGAUUGCUAUUUGAUCUGUCCAUUGCGUUAUUUACAUUCAUGUGAAUUCAAACUGAAUCUAAAUUGAAAUCCAAUGCGAAAGUAGUUCGGUGUCAUGACUUAAAUAUUUAAUAAGAUAAUGUUCUCAUAAAAACGGUCCAAAAAUUUAUAUUUGAUUACACAUAGUUCAGGUUGAUCUCUUUCCAGUAUAUUAAUUCACUUUCACACUAAUUCGAACAGAAUCUAAAUUGAAAUCCAAUGCGUAAGUAGUUCGGUGUCAUUACCUAUUAAUAUGCCAUUUUCAAAAAAAAUAAUAUAUAUAUAUAUAUAUAUAUAUAUUUGAUUACUCAAAGAUCAGUUCCAUCUCUCUCAAGUAUAUGAAUUCACAUCCACAUUCAUUUGAACUGAAUUGAAAUCCAAAUUGAUACAAUUUCGGUGUAAUAACAGUUUUAAUAAGAUAAAAUUCUCAUAAAGAGCAUUGUCAGUUAAUUUAUAUUUGAUUACUCAUCAUUCAGUUCUAUCUCUGUCCAGUAACCGAAUACACAUUCACACUAAUUGAAUUCCAAGUUUAAUUGAAAUCCAGUGUGAAAGCAGUUUAGUGUAGUGACUUAACUAUUUAAUAAGAUAACUUUUCCGUUAAAACUAAAAGUAUUAUCAGUGGAUUGCUUUUUUUACCCAAUGAUAAGUUUGUUCUCUAUUUAGUAUAUUAAUUCACGUUCACACUAAUUCAGACUGAAACUGAAUUGAAAUCUAAUGUGAUAGUAGUUCAGUGUCACGACUCACCUGUUUAAUAAAUUAAAAUUUUCUUUAAAAAAACUGUAAAAAAAAAAUGCUAUUUCAUGACCUUUAGUUCAGUUUCACCUCUGUCUAGUAUAUUAAUUCACGUUCACACUAAUUCAGACUGAAACUGAAUUGAAAUCUAAUGCGAAAGUAGUUUGGUGUUAUGGCUUACCUGUUUAAUAUAGCAUUCUCAAUAAAAACCAAAACAAUCAAAAAUGAUACUUGAUUACUCGAAUCUUAAUUCCAUCUCUGUCCAGUAUAUUAAUUCACAUUCACACUAAUUGAAAUCCAAUUUGAAUUUAAAUUCAAAGUAAAAGUAAUUCAGUAUAACGACGUAACCGUUUAAGAUAAUAUUCUCAUCAAAAUGUCGAUUCAAUUUAAUUACCAAUAAUUCAGUUUUAUCCCUGUUCAUUAUAUUAAUUUGCAUUCACACUAAUUCAAAUUGAAUCUGAAUUGAAAUUUAAUAUGAAAGCAGGUCAGUGUAAUGAACAAAAUGACCACUCUGAAGUUUGUCUGCAUGUCUUUUCCCUGCUAUCCUUCACAUUCCAUGCCUGUUUUUUUCUUUGUCUCUGUUUUCUGGAAUUUAGUGUAUCUUUCCUGGAGCUGUGUUCUUUCAUCUCAUCUCCACUUCUUUCCUCACAUGUGUUUCCUAAUCCAUCAAUCACUUUCACCGUUUUAACCAUCAUCUAUGUUAGAGUCAGGGUUAUGGUGAGAGAUAAAAAGAUUAGGUGAUGUCAGAGACUAUCAAGCUCACUGGUUUGAUAGGUACUCCAAGCUUCUUGUUGGUAGGUGCCUUCUGGUGCUUUUUAAACUCAGUGUAUGUUAAUGUGUUCAGUCUAGUGAAGCGUCGAUUUCUGGGAAACUCCAGUAUGCACAUACAUAUGUUGCCUGUCAGUUGGCCUACAACAGAGAAUGUCUGAUUAUAGAAUGGUGUUAUGGGUAUAGUUGGUAUAUUAAAGGGUGUAAAAAUCAUUUAUUUUGGGGUUUAAUGCGAUUUAAUGUCAAUAAAAAAAUCACAGUCAGAAUAGUAACAAUGGAAUGUCCUUUUUCAUGCACACAUUAAAUCUAAAUAUUGAAUAUAUUAAUGAGUAUAUGGAUGUCAAGGUUUACAAAUGGCGAAUUGUUUCACUGAAUAAUUUAAGUUCUGGUUCAAACGUGUAUUAUUUUACUCAUGCAAAUGUAAAAUCUGUAAGUCAAAUUCAAAAACGGUUUAAUUGAUUAUCAAUGUCUGAAUAUUUGCAUGUUCUUCGAUGACUUAGUAAUGGACCAACCACUGAGCUUUAUGAAGUGUUCUCAUUUAUAAAUCACUUUAAUAACUUCUGUUAAAGUGUCUCUGAGUCCAGUUCAAGUCACGUGACGCUCAUCAAAGAACUAAUCAAUGCUGGCAAAUCUGAAACAAAACAAGAAUGUGCUUAAACGUUGAUUUAACGUUCAUUUCAGUCGGUCACUGUAUUUAUAUUAUUAUUUUGCAUUCUGCUCUAUUUCUUACCACUUCUUUCCUCUGUCAUAGUUGCUCAACAGCUCUCUCUGGCUUACUGAAUGUAACAAAACAAGUAAAAAGCCACUGUUGUGCACUACAAACAAUGCAUAGCUACAUACUACCAUAGCUCAAAGAAGUUUAUUCUAGAACAAAUGGCCCCUUCACUUUUUCUUGUUUCUGUGUGAUUCUGACAAACUAUUGUUUUGAAUCAGAACUAUUUUUUUGUAAUGUAGGAAUAAUUUAAUCUCUAAACGCUGGCUGCCUCAGAGGUGCGUUCAGGCACUGGCAAACACUGUAUUCUGUCUAUGUGAAAAAGGUUAUAUGAAAUAGGUAUUUUGUAUAUCUUGUGAAAAUCUCUUUUUGCUACUUUUGUAUCCAGAGGAUGAAGAGAACUACUUACUGUUACAGAGUUAGAAUGUUACUGUUGAGUUUUAAAACAACCAAAAGGUCAGUGGAGAAAUCAGUUGCAGUUAAAAGGAAAGUUUGAAAAAUAGCUUUAACAGUUUGUUGGUUUGAUUGUUUGAAUGGUUUUUAACGUGUGGUACUGUACAGGUUUUAAGAUGACACGUGCAUGGUCAUUGCUCACACUGAAUCUAGGAAGACAAAUUAAAUACAUUCAUUGUUUUAAAAGCAGGUGUGACCAAAUAUUUGAUUAGAUGCUAUAAUUGAAGGCUUUACUGCAUAUAGUUGGGAUUUAAUCUGUGCCACGCUUUUCAGAUUAACACAAUACCUUUUGCUUUAUUUCAUCUGCACAAAGUGUAAUGUUGCUCAUCAAUUUAUUAAAUAUAUGUAUACAACUGUACACUUAACAGCUUAUAAAAAUAUUAAUGUACAGUUUGGGCUCUUUUUGUAUAAUAUUUUUAAAAAGUUGAUAUCUGUAGAUAUGUUUUUUUUUCUGUAGCUAUUAUCAUCAAGACAAGAACAUUUGCUUGUAAUAAAUAAAUGUAAAUGUUUGAAAGUCUAAAUGCUUGUGCCUUUCUUUGUUUUCCAAUUCUUUAUAAUAUAAAACUAAUAAUAUACACAUACAGUAUAUUUGUAUCUCUACCUGCACAAUGCUACCAGCGCAAAAAAAAUUAAAAUAUCCAGGACGAGCCCCCAAUAAU
This is a messenger RNA of Xyrauchen texanus (razorback sucker), 9472 nucleotides long. RefSeq names its product phospholipid-transporting ATPase IH-like. Gene Ontology annotation, biological process: phospholipid translocation. The coding region runs from base 329 to 3940 and encodes 1203 amino acids. The record is from RefSeq and is a predicted model, not a curated record. The transcript is spliced from 29 exons. Gene Ontology annotation, molecular function: ATPase-coupled intramembrane lipid carrier activity; magnesium ion binding; ATP hydrolysis activity. Lineage: Eukaryota; Metazoa; Chordata; Actinopteri; Cypriniformes; Catostomidae. Gene Ontology annotation, cellular component: recycling endosome; plasma membrane; endoplasmic reticulum.